ACAUAAAUUCGUAAGAUGAGUGAUCCUAAGGCGCGCCGACCAGAACUCAAUGGCAAAAAUUCCUACCAAACUCAUCCCUCUUUUGACACCUACCACAUCACUGUGCGCUGCAUCGCACCAAUCCCAACACCAAAAGCAGCAGCGUCUUUCUGGCGACGUCCCUCAAACACUCCGAUGGAUUCUCCCCAAAACGUUUUGCUUGCUUCUGAUGGCCUGCAAGUGGGAGUUGACGGCGUGAGGAGGAGUUCGACCGUCAUUUGUGCUCCGAUAAUGGCGGAAUCCGUGGAUAAAAUGGUGAUUGAUAUGGGCAAGGCCAAAGCCCUUGGUGCUGACCUUGUGGAGGUUAGGUUGGAUCAUUUAAAAGACUUCAAUUGCAAUGAAGAUCUCAAGAUCCUUAUUAAAGAAUCCCCUUUGCCAACACUUAUCACGUAUAGACCAAAGUGGGAAGGUGGUCAGUAUGAUGGUGAUGAAAAAUAUCGACUGGAUGCACUUCGAUUAGCAAUGGAGCUCGGAGCUGAUUUCAUUGAUGUUGAGCUUCAGGUUGCUCAUGAAUUCAUUGACUCCAUAUAUGGGAAGAAGCCUGAAAAGUUUAAAGUUAUUGUCUCUUCUCACAACUAUCAAGAAACUCCAUCGGUUGAGGCUCUUGGAAAUCUUGUUGCAAAAAUACAAGCCACUGGAGCUGACAUAGUUAAGAUUGCAACCAGUGCUUUGGAUAUCACGGAUGUAGCACGCAUUUUUCACGUAACUGUGCAUUCUCAAGUCCCGACGAUAGGACUUGUAAUGGGUGAGAAGGGGUUGAUUUCAUGGAUCCUUUGCGCAAAAUUUGGUGGUUUUCUUACUUUUGGUUCGCUUGACUCAGGAAUUGUUUCAGCUCCUGGUCAACCAACUAUCAAGAAUAUUUUACAUCUAUACAAUUUUAGGCAAAUAGGGCCUGACACAAAAGUGUUUGGCAUUAUUGGGAAGCCUGUCAGCCACAGCAAAUCACCUAUGUUGUACAACGAAGCAUUCAAGUCAGUAUGUUUCAAUGGAGUUUAUGUACAUUUGUUGGUAGAUGACAUUGCAAAGUUUCUCCAUACUUACUCUUCAAAGGAUUUUGCUGGUUUCAGCGUUACAAUUCCGCACAAGGAAGCUGCACUUGAGUGUUGUGAUGAAGUUGAUCCAGUUGCAAAGGCCAUAGGAGCUAUUAAUUGUAUCAUACGGAGGCCAACUGAUGGGAAGUUAUUUGGAUUCAAUACGGACUAUGUAGGGGCUAUCUCAGCUAUUGAAGACGGACUGAAAGGUUCACAUAAUAGUGGCAGUUUAACUGGUUCACCUUUAGCUGGUAGGCUGUUUGUUGUUAUUGGUGCUGGAGGUGCUGGAAAGGCACUUGCUUAUGGUGCAAAACAGAAGGGCGCAAGGAUUGCAAUUGCCAAUCGCACUUAUGAUCGAGCCAGAGAACUUGCAGACACAAUUGGAGGGGAUGCUUUGUCUCUUGCUGAUUUAGAUAAUUUCCACCCAGAGGAUGGCAUGAUUCUUGCAAAUACAACAUCUAUUGGCAUGCAACCAAAAGUUGAUGAGACACCAAUUUCUAAGCAUGCUCUGAGAUCUUACUCGUUGGUUUUUGAUGCCGUCUACACCCCCAAAAUGACCCGACUCUUGAAAGAAGCAAAAGAGUCCGGGGCCAUAGUUGUUAGUGGGUUGGAGAUGUUCAUUGGACAGGCAUAUGAACAGUUUGAGAGGUUCACUGGGUUGCCUGCCCCAAAGGAACUCUUUCGGAGAGUAAUGGAUGGUAGCUCUUGAGUGUUCGUACCGGAGCAUUUCUGGUUUCAUGCAACGGUGACGGUUGCUUUCUGCAUUCUCUAUGUUGUACCCAACAUCUCCACCAGGCAUAAGGAAAGGAAGGCGCCAUGUCAGUUCGUUUAUGGAUCUUUCUUCUGGUCGACGUUCAUGGAUCUUUCAAUUUCAGUUCAAGAGAGUAAGCACAUUGCAUACAGAACAUCCUUUGUUGUUCGUUGUCCUAGUUUAAGCCAUGCUGUCUUCUCACAUGACGAGCUGGAUUGCAUCCGAAAGAAUGUAAACCAGGUUCAGGUUGGGGGAGAUUCUACUGCAAUUAGUUAAAGCAAACACUCAAAAUGCACUUACUGCGAGGUAGAAAUUGUUUUUUAUGGAGAAACACAAUUAUUACCCGUUUUUGUUCGCGGCUUAAAUUGUGGGAUUUCUUCAGUGCCUCAAAGUAUAAGAUACUAUCGAGUGUUUUAGCUGUUAAA
Pyrus x bretschneideri (Chinese white pear) is the source of this 2246-nucleotide messenger RNA. Its product is annotated as bifunctional 3-dehydroquinate dehydratase/shikimate dehydrogenase, chloroplastic. Gene Ontology annotation, molecular function: NADP binding; shikimate 3-dehydrogenase (NADP+) activity; 3-dehydroquinate dehydratase activity. The record is from RefSeq and is a predicted model, not a curated record. NCBI's taxonomy places the organism in Eukaryota, Viridiplantae, Streptophyta, Magnoliopsida, Rosales, Rosaceae. Gene Ontology annotation, biological process: chorismate biosynthetic process; shikimate metabolic process.